Messenger RNA from Mycena indigotica, 1113 nucleotides. RefSeq lists its product as uncharacterized. The coding region runs from base 1 to 1113 and encodes 370 amino acids. Lineage: Eukaryota; Fungi; Basidiomycota; Agaricomycetes; Agaricales; Mycenaceae. The record is from RefSeq and is a predicted model, not a curated record. The transcript has 2 exons.
AUGCCCCGACGGUCGCUUCCCGACCUUCCGCCAGAGCUCUGGUUGCAAAUUUACCGUAUUGCCACCGAGGAGUUGUCGCCCCUGGCUCGGGCACGCGCUCUGGACGAUGAAUUCGACCCAUUAGAUGAACGGCAUCUGCAACGAUAUUUCAAAGCAGUCCGCUCGCUGGGCCGCGUCUGCCGCUUCUGGCAUAAGUUGGCCCAAGAACUGCUCUUCGAAAACAUAUGGAUAAACCCCAAACGGUGGUCAUCGCUGACUGCUGCCCUCGACCAGACCAAUAAUAUCACUCGGACUGCGCUUUUAUCGCCAACCAGAUUCGAUCACAAUAUCGCUCUCCUCCGACGCGAGGGUUUUUCGGAUACGCUCGAAGUUCUCUCACAACCUGAAUAUCCUCGAACGAUGGAAUAUUACCCUUCAGAGAGGGGCAUUCAGCUACCACCCUUGAAUUCCCUCAAAAGGAUUUUCUGGGUGGAAAGCUCCUGGUCCGCUGACUUGCUCCAGAGCGUGUUGGCUGCGGCUGCUCCAAACAUUGAGCACAUCACGCUGUCAACAUCUGCGACGCUUGGCUCCGACUCGAACAUCCUCCGUGUCCCCAACCUCCCCCGACUACGAUCGCUCUCCGUCAGCUCCCUGACACCAUUUCAUACCCUCGCAGUCCUCCACGCUGGUCUCCCAAAUCUGCGGCAUCUUACAAUCGACCCACCGCAGUUAGAACCGGAUUUCCCGCCCAUCAACUCUCUGACUACCCUGACAAUCACAGGCUCAACUUUCGUGCGCUUCGCCACCAUUCACGCCCGCUUCCCUGGCCUGCGCGAACUGCAAUUUGAUGCCCGUGCGACGCUCUUUCCGCCUCAGGAGAAACAAUCAUUCCUGCGGCUCGCCCUCGUUCGAUUGUUUCUUCCCAUCCAACCGUCGAUCUUCCGGGAGCCUAUAAUAACGUUGAAUUUGUCGUUCCUGCGGAAAAAUCCUGCAUUUGGGGCAGUCGAGUCUGUGGUGUUGGAUGGGAAAGGCUGGGAUUACCUUCGAGUACCAUCUGCUAUGCACCCUCAGCAAGAGCUCGAGAUGUUGCAGGAGAAGGGAUGUCGAAUCAAGUAUAUCCCCGACUCUUUCUAA